UAGACACAGCGCCUACGCACACAAGCACCACAUCAACGCACACCACAAGACGGAAAGCAUAACAAAAAUAUUGGAGUUGAAUGAAUUCGCGAAAAAAGACAAACAGUUAGUGGUGCGCAUUCAUACGAAAUUGCACAUUGAACAAGACAACACACAGCAUAUUCUACUCACCGUUUUCAUGUUCAUUUUCGGGGUUAGAAAAAUCGAAUUUUUUUUUAUUAUUUUCUUUGUGAUUUACGGGCAGUUCUCAUAGAAGUCUAAUCAGAUUAUUUGAUUUGAGCGAAUUAAAAGUGAAUCAGCGAGUUUUUCUGAAUAAGAUUUUAAAUUCGUCAACGUUCUCGGAUUGACCAAGUAUUAAGGCGAUUAUUACCUGGACCAAACUCACAGAACAUACAUUGUGUGGAGCAGAAUUUGACAUACAUUAAUAAAAAAACACACACUCGACUCACCAACAAUCAGCCAUUCUUGCUUUCGCGUACACGCCGAAUGUGCGCGAGAAUUUACAGUUACAAGAAUUUUGCAGUCGAGCUUCGCUCAAGAGCAACCAAACGAAAGAGUGUGUAUAUAUACAAUCUAUAUAUUAGUUGCCAUACGAUUCAGUCAACCAAUACGUUUGCAUCAUAUUGAAUUGGAGCGCAAGAAGUCGAAACACCGUGUUAACAGAAAGAAAAAACAACCAACUGAUAUACAACUCCAAAGACAUCAAUUGAUUCGGUUUAGUUUUGUUCCAUCGCUGACAGAAGAAUCACAAUUUGUGUUUUUGCUGGACAAUUGAAACGCAAAUCUAAACAAGCAAAUGGAAUUAUUCAAUUUGUCGGACGGCAUCUAUCAAAACGUUUGAAUUGGGUUUUUUUUCACCAAAAUUCUCAGUGUUUAUUUGUGUUUUUUAUCUAAUCGAAGCAAAAUCAACCUAAACAAAUUUGUUGAAGUAUUGAUACUGAUUGGAAGAAGAGAAAAAAGUGGAACAUCGAUAAAUUGUGAAAUGUCCAUGUAAAUUGGCUAAAUAAAAAGAAAACAUAUUCCACCAAAUCACGGCAAUUCACUUAAUACCUGCGAGAGCAAAACGUGUGAAUUAAAAAACUGGAACACAUGACAAAUAUGUACUGCGAAUUUAAAGCAUAAGAAAAAAAAGGAAGAGAACAAACAAAACAUUGUGUGUUUUUUCUCAAGAACAGAAGAAAAGAAAAGAGGGAAAAAAAGAAUCAUCGCAAGUGACGAACGUGAAGGAGUAAACAAGAUACAACUAAGCACAGAGCAUCUCACAAAAAUCAUACUCGGAACACUCGAGUGCAGUCAAUUAAGAGACAAACAUUUCUGGUUCUUCGUGUUGCUGUAGCUGUUACUGUAGUGGUUUGUUGUUUAUUUCGGUUCUUGUUACUUACAUCGGUAUAUGCAUCGAAGCUGAUCUGACAAAACAUACACUGACUGACUCUAUCUCACUGACAGCUGCUUGUGAAUGCGGUUCUGCAUGUGUGCGGCGUUUAGUAUGCACUUGGUGCUCACCAAUCGACUGAUUCAAUGAAACACUCAGAAAAAGUGGCAGAAACGAUUCUCUGUGUUUGUUUUGUUUCUUCCGUCUGUUAGUUCAUUUCAUUCAAAAGGGAAACAACAAGAGCACACUGACGAAACUUAUGCGGAAUUAUUACAUUAUCGAAAGAAGUGCGUUCGUUCGAAUGAAUUUGUGAACGUCGGCAUCAACCACAAGUCAUCAACUGGAAAUAGCUUCAGAUUUUUGUUUCCAAUUAUUCAGUGACGUUUGUUUUCGGUAUUAUUUGUUUUUUUCGUUUCAAUUAUUAGUUAAUUUUGCUGUUUAUUUACGGUUGAAAGUAUUUAUACAAUUGAACAAGUUAAUUUUGUGUGGGAAACUUGCACAAUCGGCAAAAACAAUAAUAAACAACAACGAACACCUUCGAAACAAAAGAGAAAUUUAAAAGUUCUAAUACCAAUUCGAUGCAUUGAAAUCAUAGUGAAAUCAACGAUAUUUAGUGAUUUUUUUUUUCCAUCACAGCGAAUGUCAUCUCAUCACAACUUCAAAAUUCAACGAUAUCUGUCAUUGUAUCAACGUUGAGUGAGUGACCACCGGUGAGAGCAGAAGAAAAAGUUUCAAAACGUUCAGAAUUUCACUGAAAAAAAGAGAAAUCUGUAAUUUAAAUAAAAAACACAGUAUAUAAUCAAACAGAGAAAAAUAGCAGAGAGAAAAAAACAAGUUGACGCAAAAAUAAAAUCAUAGAUAAACAAAAAAACAUAUGAAAUCGACAAAACGAUCAACGUAAACAUACAUCGUUCAAAACUUCAAUUUUGCACCGCAUCAGUUUUGGAUUAACAUUUUAUUCACAUCGAAUCAAAGAGAGAGAUAGAGAAAAAAAAGAAAACGACACAUUUUCAUUUGCCCCUCUUGUGAUUCUUCGGAACGCAUUCAACGUUUUCCAUUAUUUUAUCUUUGUUUGGACAAAAAGAAAGGCUUUUGGUUUCUUUUUGCAUUCAUACCGUUCCCUCGGUUGCUGUUUUCAAAUACGUUUUUUCUUGUCGAACUGAGAGCGUGAUCACGUUGCUGUACGAGCCAAUGUAAUCCAGACGAAUUUUCUUUUUAUUUCUUUGGUAUUGACACAAAAUGGUAUUGAGCUAGAAGCAACGAACAGUAGUCAAGAACGGAGAACAAAACAAAAAAAACACAUCAAUUAAUAGAAGUGGGCCAAAAAUGCUAAUGGCAGUCGCUUGGAAGACCAACAUCAUCACACAUCGGAAAUAGUAGCAGUCCCGUAUUUAUCAUACAAAACAAGUCGUGGACCAGUGCUGCGAUCAAGUGAACGUCGUCGAGCUCACGCAACAUUAUCAACGUCACCCGUAUUGACACCACGCGUUGUCCUACCUCGUUUGGAAUCCACGCGUGAUUUCGAUCGCUUGCGUCUAUCAUACAAAGUAACAAUACUUGAUCGAAGACAAACGCGCAGCAGUCGUGGCAUGAGCAUGGGACAAAAAAUUUCAGGAAGCGUUAAAUCUGUCAGUCGUGAAUCACCGACACCAUUUAAACCAAUCAUUCCGCGUGAAUUGGCAGCCGAUUUUGAACGGCCAGCACGCUUAGACAUACUGCUUGAUAUGCCACCGGCAGCGCGAGAUACACAAAUCAAACACUCAUGGAACUCAGAAGAUCGAUCUCUAAACAUAUUCGUCAAAGAAGAGGACAAGCUAACGUUUCAUCGGCAUCCAGUUGCACAAAGUACAGACUGUAUACGCGGCAAAGUCGGAUUCACAAAAGGCUUACACGUGUGGGAAGUGCAAUGGUCGACCCGGCAGCGUGGCACACAUGCCGUGGUCGGUGUUGCGACCGCCGAAGCACCAUUACAUUCAGUAGGUUAUCAAAGCCUGGUCGGUUCAAACGAUCAAAGUUGGGGAUGGGACCUUGGCCGAAAUAAACUCUAUCACGAUGCAAAGAAUUGCAAUGGCAUCACAUAUCCAGCAAUCCUGAAAUCAGACGAAGCAUUCUUAGUGCCAGACAAAUUUUUGGUUGCGCUCGAUAUGGACGAAGGAACGCUUAGCUACAUUGUCGAUGGCCAGUAUCUCGGUGUCGCGUUUAGAGGAUUGAAAGGCAAAAAACUAUAUCCAAUUAUAUCAGCUGUCUGGGGACACUGCGAAAUCACAAUGCGAUAUAUCGGUGGACUCGAUCCUGAACCGUUCCCACUGAUGGAUCUCUGUAGACGAGUUAUUCGACAAAAAAUCGGCCGCGAACGAUUAGAAAGCUGCGUGCAUCAAUUGCAACUGCCCGAAUCAAUGAAAACGUAUUUAUUGUAUUGGGACCGUAGAUAAUAACAUGAACGCAGCAGCCAUUACGACCGUUAAAGAACAUGAACAACAUCAACAUUGAUUGAUCCAACACCGACCACACGCAAAAGUGUCAUUGCUAAGAAGCAGAUCAACGAAAAAUCAACCUAUGCAUCAUCCAAACUGGCUGUACAACAAUAACAACAUCAUCAUCUAACGAACAAUAUGAGUAUUAAGGGAAGCAAAGCUGUACAAUAUAUAUUCAGCAAGAAAGUCUUGUCGACACACCAGAAAAAAAAACAUUUUUAUUUUGUCAAAACAAAUUUAAAACAAGGAAGACAAAGCAAAAAAUAUAAUAACAAAAUUAUUACGAGAAUUCACGCGAAAGUUCAAAUAAAUUGGGCUUUUUAAAUAUACAUUUCAUAUAUACAUUGUUUUGCUAAUAAAAAGAAUGAACAUUCAGAUGUUGAAA
Molecule: messenger RNA, 4231 nt
Organism: Sitodiplosis mosellana (orange wheat blossom midge)
Lineage: Eukaryota; Metazoa; Arthropoda; Insecta; Diptera; Cecidomyiidae
Gene: gus
Product: protein gustavus
Exons: 7
Coding region: 2962-3804 (280 amino acids)
Biological process (GO): proteasome-mediated ubiquitin-dependent protein catabolic process; intracellular signal transduction
Cellular component (GO): SCF ubiquitin ligase complex
Molecular function (GO): protein binding
Source: RefSeq, a predicted model, not a curated record